This is a messenger RNA of Cetraspora pellucida, 339 nucleotides long. The record is from the annotation of a GenBank genome assembly. Lineage: Eukaryota; Fungi; Glomeromycota; Glomeromycetes; Diversisporales; Gigasporaceae.
CCUUUAACAGAAAACAGUAGCAGCUCAGGCUCACUAGAGCACACUACUCCAAAUAAUUCUAGUUGGGAUGAACAAAUAGCUCAAGAAGCUAAGGAACUUAGAAAAAUAACAAAUAUACAUAACAAUGAACCAGAAGAAAAUAGAAUUUAUUUGACAAAAGAAAAAAAUCCAUACUUAGAAGAGAUAAACAACACAGCACUACUUACAAACCAAGAUGACAAAGGUAGUAUACAUGACAAAGUAGAGUUUGAAACAAUAACAAAUAAUGAAAUGAAUAAUGAAACAACAAUACACAUUGAAGAAAACAUCGAAACAACAACAUAUUUAGUGAACCAUUAA